AUUUUUGGCGCGAAAGUUGACAAGACAAAUCAAAAUGGCGGCCGUGAAAAUCGCAAUUAAAUAAUGGACGAACUUAUUGAAGGCGAAGAUCAGGAUGAUUUGACGUUAAAUAAGUUGGUUGACAUUUUGGAAAAAGGUACAAUCUGUGGUUAAAAUAGUGAACAAAUACCGAAAGCUCUGUGUAUAGUGAUAGUUUGCCAUCAAAUCGGUGCUUAAAAAUGGCUUUGUUAUUAUAUAAAUGUAAUGUAUAUACUAUAUUCGCAGCAAUUUGCCUACCAGAAGACGCGGACAUAUUAUUUUCAAUGCUUUAACACGCUGGCGGUAAACGUAUGUGAAAUGUUUAAUUUAAACAAAUUUUACACAUCUACCUAUCAAAUUGAAAGUUGAUUAUAUAGAGUUGGGAUUUAAUACCAGUCAAUGGCGCAAAAACGCUCAUCAAAUUUCAACAAGCUCAGAAUUGAGUUCGUGAGAGUUGGUGGUCAAAUGUGAGGGGGGUGCUGGGUGAGCAGCCAAGAGUUUCUUUAUAAUUCUUUAGGGGGUGGUGGGACAGCAUUCAAAUGAAUUGGCUUCCUAAUGUACAAGUCAAUUCCAACUGCCAUCAUCCCCCCGGGCGAACCCCCUGGAAUUUGACUUUUAAAAAAAAAUACGGUCAAAUUUCCGACGGUGCGAGCGAAACCCAUUGUCAAAUUCCCAAUGGUGCGGGCAAAAACAUAGUCAAAUGCCCAUAUCUGCCUCGUACGUUUCCCAUAUAAUUUUACAUGAAGAGAACCAGCUAGACUUUAAAUGUUUAUUUAAUUUUAUGAUCAGCUCAAAACUUUUAGUUUUGCAAUUUAUAUAGUUUUGAAAUGGGUCAUUCCAGAAAAGAUCCAUACCCCCCCAUGGAGGAAAUCGAAAAUAACCCCCUCCUCCCCUUUGGAUAACCUUGAAUGGUUCAUCCUCCCCCCUCUCCGGAUGUCAAAGCCCAAAAUUACCCCCCUCCCCUUCGGACAUCCACUAUUUCUAAAGUUUUAUAAAAGCUAACUAAUGCGGGCAGAAUUUACGUGUGUUCACACUACGCAGACAUUCCAACCACUGGAGGUAAAAAUUAGGGAGACUGUUCAGUGAAUUGAAUUCUGGGAAAAAAGAAUAAAAAUUAAGUCUUCUGAAAUGGCAUUUUCUGCAUUUUGGGAAUAUGUUGUUAUAAGUGAUCCUAUAAAUUGCCAUAAAGCAACUUCAAAAAAGGUCAAGACAGACUAGCUAUUAUGUUGCUAAAAACAGUAUAUUUAUAAUUUUUUAUGAUAUUUCCUGAAUAUUUUGAAAAAUCGGGAGAAUUUGAUAAAAAUCGGGAGACCGGGAGAUUGCAUGAAUUUUCGGGAGACUCCCGGUAAAAUCGGGAGAGUUGGAAUGUCUGACUACGCCAUUACAGUUUGUUUACAAAUUAAAUUAGCACUCAUGUAAACCCAAAAUAUUUCAAAUAGAGCCAAGAAAUUUAACUGAAAAGCAUUCGAGUUUACAUGUUUGUGUUCACAUGCUCAAAUUGUUACGGCAAAAGUGACGUGAAAGUUUUCAAACGAUUUCGCUCCAGCGUAGUGUGAAAGUGAUGGCUUAUUGUGACUUUUCUAUGCUGUUUUCAAAUAGCUCCGGCGUGGUGGAACACUUGGCGGCUUCUUGUGAACACAAACAAGUGGCAGGUUUUGUCGGAAAAUUUGCAGAAAUUCACUUCGAAAUUCGGUCAAGUAAAAUUCGGACUGAAAUUCGAUGUAACUUGCGGGGCCCUUGCGACUGAUUGACAAGCGUUGCUGUGUUUACUUACAUGUCUGACUGCUUACAUGUUAAUGCCUUUUUUAGUAUUACUGCAUUCCUUAAAGGGGAAGUCAAGUCCGUUCUGCGCAUCGGUUCUGCGCAUAACAAUGUGAGGACCUCUAAUGUGAAAAUUGCCCAAAUUUCGAAUGUUUCGAAUUUUUCUGAACAUAAACUUUAUUUCAUAUUCAUUUAGAAACAUAGCGAACCAAAAUAGUGUUAGAUAUUCCGACAGUACAUCAUAGUUUAAAAAAUACAGCAGUUCAAAAUGUAAACAAACCGUUUGUUUACAUUACGGACUUGACUUCCCCUUUAACCUCGCCCUUAAUAUGACAGCCAUUUCUAUUUUAGGCACGCAUCUCGCAAGGAAGCUUUAUUGACUAUAUACUAAAACAAAUUAUUUUGAGUUCAGUUCACAUAGCAGUCUCUUAAUUCGAGCAACAGUUUAAUAACUAUUAUUUUUAACACUUGAAUAAUUCAAACUUAUAUACUGAUGUAUACGAAUGAAAACUGCAAAACUUUACUUUUAUAUAAAUAAAGCGUGUGUCAAUUUUCCACUCAUUCUCAACAUGCAGGAUACACUGUUACAGAGAGUUAGUUUUUGGUGGCCAUGCAUGCAAAAGUGGGCCGCUUAUUUUGCUUACGAGUUACAUGGACGUAUAAUUAUUGCUGUUACAUAAACAUUCCGGUUUUUAAGAGCUAUGUAGCUGAUAAAAUUGCGUGCUCAUUAUAAUCGCUGAUCACAUAUCUUUAUCACAAGUCUCAAACCUUUGGACAAACUUAUAUCCGCAUUUCCUCUCGCCCCCCUUCGGACAUCCUAAGACAUUUUUCCUCCCUCCCCUUUCGGACAGCAAAAAGUUCCUCCGUGGGGGGUGGGUGGGGGUAUGGAUCUUUUCUGGAACGACCCAAUGCCGUUUCUUUUUUAUGCUCGCUAUUGUAAGUUCAAUUUCUUUUUAUCUAUAAAAUAUCAUAAAGCACAUAACUUUUGAGACAAAUUCUGCAAAAGAACAAGCAAUUACAGCCUUUUUGAUGUCCCUGGUCGAGUUCCAAACUUUAUAUAACGGCAUUUUAUAUAACGGCAUUUUAUAUCAUGUUCAUCAACUUUCAUCUACACCAAGCACUUAGCGCGACCGCUGGCCAAUUUUGCGCCAGUGAUCAGUCAAAUGAAAGGGGUCAAAUGCCAGACGGUGCGGGAAUGUUUUCGCGUCAAAUUCCCGCCUAUGUAGGAUUAACCUCUGGUCAAAUCCCGGGGGUUCGCCCGGGGGGAUGAUCGCAGUUGGAAUUGACUCUUGCAUAACGACUCAAGUGCCAAAGGCGCAAGCUCUUUUUCAAGGCAAAAAUUUUGAAAAUUAGAACCCUAGAAAUGUCAUUUCCUGCGAUAUGGGCAUUGAAUUAUGAGCUUCAGUUUGACUUCAAAAAAGGAAAAACCUUGGAAAUUAUGCCAUAUUUCUGAAUUUGAUUCCCCCCUUGCACCCCUGUUGACCAAGGCCAGCAGGGUGCGCACCCCUGUGCACCCCCUAUAAAUCCACCCCUGUGCACCCCCCCUAUAAACCCACUCCGGUAGGGUUGACGGCUGAUGUUGUCAAUACACUCAGUUAUUCUCAUUUACUCUUAAUCUACUUGAGCACAUUACUAUUAAUAUCGUCUUUGAAAGUUACUGUACAUCCGGUCAGUGGAAUGUGUUUUGGCGAAAAUAUUUAAAUAUCUUAUGAGAGCAAAAUUGGUGCUGACUACUUUCAUUCAUAAUAUUUACAAACAUGGAAUGCAGCAAUUUUUAUAGCAUUCUUGAUUUCUUAUAAAGUCCUUUAGCCAAUUUUCAAAUAGACAGGUCUUACUGCUAUAGAUGGGUAUGUAAGCGAAAACUACAAAUAUGUGAUUGAGCAAUUCUUGAUGUUGAGCUCGACGUGUUUUGUGAUGAAAGAAUCACAUUUUAGACCAAAGGGGCAUAAAUGGUUUUCAGAGACAGGUAUAUAAGUAAAAAAAUAAUAAUAAUGAAAACUUUAUUGAAAUAAAUUUUAUCAAUAUAUAUACAUUUGUAAUAAUAAUAAUAAUAAUAAUCUAUAAUAUUAAUAAUCUAUAUUCAAUUAUAUUUAUAUUUUAAUGAUAAAAAAUGUUAUAAUAUAAUUAUUAACAAUUAUUGGAUGAGACUGAGCAGGAUAUCCAGAAUUAUUUAGACCGAGGUCAAUGUUAUCUGCCGAAGCCGAAGGAUGAGGCAGAUAACAUUGACCAAGGUCAGAAUAAUUCUGGUAUCCUGCGCAAGCCGAAUUCAAUAAUUGUUUUAUCAUUCAUUUUGUGACAGAAAGAAAACAAAACAAGCAACAAUUGAAAACAAAUAAAUAUUCAUUGAAUUGAUUAACUUUUCGUAAAUUCAACUAAAAAUUUCCCGCCAAUUUGUAUUUUCACAUAAAAUACCGCUAAAAUAUCUUGGGCGCCGUCCGCAGAUGCUCUGCAGAUUACUGUUUCCGCUGGAAAUAGCGCAGGCACCUACAAAUACCCAAAAUUAUUUGUAGGCUCUUAGCCAAUGAAAAACCGAGAACACAGUACAAUGAAUAAUAAUAAUAAUAAUUAACAGUUAAGAAUUUAUUAAUUUAAAUAUAUUAUUAAUAUUUAGAAUUAUUUAAAUUUGUUUCAGCAACAGAAUAUAAUAUAGUAGGUUAUUCUGAUUGCAGUCGUCAUCAUUUUUUUAUACUGUAUCUUUGGUGAACUUUUCCUAUUACCGAGAUCAUCCAUGAUUUCUAUUAAUGUAGAUGUUUAGAUAUUACCAUCUUCAAAACUUACCAGAAUUUUUUGAAAAUUAUUUUGUAACAAACAAUCAAAUACAUCAGCAUAAUACGAGAAAUGCAUCAAAACUACAUAAGUCCUUUAAAAGAACAAAUUAUGUAAAAUACACUCUUUCUAAUAAGGGGAUUGAUGUGUGGAAUGUACUGGAACCUAAAUUAAAAGACAUAAAAACUUACUAUACCUUUAAGAAACAAAUUAAACAACAUUAUAUAUAAAAUUCUUGCAAUUGUAUUUUGUAUCCAAUAUAUUGAAUAAUUUUAGCCCAAUCGUUGUAAUAGGUAUAUAUACUAAACAAUCUUUAUAUUGUAACUCUUUGUUUGAACGAACCUUUAUAGUUUUUGAUAUAUAUAUAAAUGACUAUAGGUAUAUGAUCUAAUACUUCAAAUUGACUGUAAAUAUAUUAAUUAAUUUAAUUAUAUGUUAAACUAGGGGCCUAAAGAAAAAGCCCAACAGGGUUUCAAGUAGGUCUCUAGCCCAUAAUUAAUAAUAAUACAAUUAUAAGGAAAUUACAUGUAAUAAUAGUAGGGGAAAUAAAUUAAAUAAAAAAAACCCCCAAAACAAAAAACAUUCGUUUGCAAAGACAACAAGAGAGCUAAUAACAACAACAAUUUAAUUUAAUUGCUUUUCCAUCAUUGUGUGAUACUAGCCAUAAACACAUACGCACCCACACAAACACACACACACACUAAAGUGAUGGCUGGGUAACCACAACAGCCUGAAAAGCCAAUUACUGUGGGCCCAAAAGAUUAAAACACAAACAUGUAUACAAAUAUACAAUUAAAACGUCUAAAAACAACAGUUCACUGGUUCAGUUAACGUUCUUGCACUGUUGCAUUUCGGGCAGAUGUUCUUGGAUCAUCACAUUCGUACGUUUUCUCCAUUGCGGCAAAAUAAUAUCUUUGCAUUACUGACUUAAAAGAGCCCAGGUUUUCCAUGCUUAAAUCUAACGUGUCCGUUAAAGUGUUCCAAGUUCUGAGUGUUCUAAUCCAAAAUGAUCUUUGGAAAGUCGUUGUUCUGCAUUGCGGCACUUCGUACUUCACUGUAUUGGUGUUGUUAGACUCUUGUGUUUCUCGUUGUUUUCUUACGUAAAACAAAGGACGAGUUUGUUAUGCCGUGGAGUACUUUAAAAAAGUGCACCAUAUCAUAUUAACUAUGACCAUAUCAAGGUGCUCAUGCCAGUAACAUAUUGGAAGUAGUUGAAGAGCCUGCAGUCUGGAUGUAUAGUCAACAGAACAAGUAAAUGGCAGGUUAAAAAUGAAUUUCGUUGCACGCCGUUGAGUUCUUUCUACUUUCGUCAGUAAUUCAACCGACUGAGGUGUCCAUACUUGGGUCGCGUUGUGUUGUGUAUUGUGCGUGUGUUUCUCCUAAUGUAACUUAGCUCUUUGUUUGCGCGAGCACACUGUUGGUUCACUUGUUUGUUCCAUCUUAAGUCGGUGGAUAUCCAGACACCAAGGUCACGCUCAUUUUUGGUAGAUGUCAACUGACAAUCUUUCAUUGUGUAGCUGGUAGUGAUCGGUUUAAGCUUACGAGUAAGUUACUAAUGUCGUUCUGUAGUUGUUUUGCAUCGUUUUCCGUUCGUAUUUUUUUGAAGAGUUUCGUAUCAUCCGCGAACAUUACAACUUGACUUGAUUUCACAGUACUCGGCAAAUCGUUGACGUAUAAGAGAAACAAUGCUGGGCCGAGGAUAGAACCUUGUGGCACUCCAGAUGUUACAGACAGAGGGUUUGACGUAGCUCCUAACACUGUUACGCGCUGUUUGCCGAUUUGUCAGAUAUGAGCGGAACCAUCUGAGCAGGUUGCCUCCAAAACCAUAGUUGUUACGCAGCUUUUGGAUCAGUACAUCAUGGUUGACCUUAUCGAAAACUUUUGACAUGUCCAUGUAAAUCAUAUCAAUAUGUCCACCACGAUCCAGGCAUGACCCAACGUAGUUGAGGGCAUCGAUCAGGUUAGUCACACAAGAUCGUCCGGAUAUAAACCCAUGUUGACAGAUGUUGACUGCUUCUAGUAAACGGUAUUUGACGUGAGAUAAUACACAGUAGAAAAUAAUACACAGUAUUAUUGAGAUAAUACACAGUAAAGAAGUAGGACGGUAGUUCUCGGCGUGUUCGUUGUCACCCUUCUUGUGUAUCGGUACUAUGUUGGCUGUUUUCCACUCGUCUGGUAAUGAUCCCGAGGAAUUUGACUUAUUGAAGAGUGUGCACAAAGAAGGUGCAAUAACGUCCGCUGUUUCUUUUAAUAACUUAGCGGGAAUACCAUCAGGUCCUGUCGCUUUGGCUGUAUCAAGAGAUUUCAACAUGUGGGAUACCUCGACUUCACUAAUUGUCAAAUCAGUUAUAGGAUUGGUUCGUCAGCUCCAUCCUCGUUAGAUUCUUCUCUAGAAUAUACUGACGCAAAGCAUUGAUUAAACAAGUUUGCUAUGCUUUCUGGGUUAUCGGCCGAUACUCGUUGAGCUGUUGCUAUGCUGCUAUCUUACAGCAAGUACAGUAGAAGUAAUGUAAUAAUUGCUGUAUGCCUAUAAAUCAUCAUACUUAUUUGUUGUCAAUUGGUAUUCUAAUUCUAGCCAGUCCAGUUUUUGAACUCAAGCAUGGAAACAUUCCGAUGUUUGGUAAGCCAGCUGUUAUUACUAGAACAGAGAUCAGACACUGUUUACAUGGUUCUGAAAAGGUAUAUUUCAUUCACUUAAUAUAUAUCACAACAUUUAUUACGACACAAGCUCCUGCCUCCAUCAGGCCAAGGAAAAAAAUACCUGCAUGGGUUUCCGGUUUCCUGACUCUACCUAGCUUUUGCCAGUUUUGGACACUGAAAUCACCGACCCUAAUCUUUUUAUCUGAAGUUUGCAAAGAGCUUGGAGUAAAUUUUUGUGCCCAGUCCGUGGCAUUAGUUUUGUAUUAACUGUAUAAGUACAAUCUGUUUGUUUCAAAGUUGGUAUAACAUUUAAUGAAUGUUUGUGCCAUCUGUGUUGCCGUAAUUGUCGUAGGAUAUCAUUCUCAUGCUUUUAAGCAUGAGAAUGAUACUGUACGUCAAUUACGGUAACACAGAUGGCACAAACAUUCAUUAAAAAAAAUUAUAAUUUAAAAAUAAAAAUAUUUUUUUACAAAAAAAAUUACAAAUAAAGAGAAAACCCGACCUACCCUACCUACGUUUUUCCAACACGAAAUACUGUAGGAAACCAAGUUAUUUGUUUUGGCCUCCGUAACGCCUAUUGCACUUUAAUUAUUUGUUGUUUAUCACAGUUAAAUCGUAUUUGUGCGACCCGUACAGGAUUGGAAGCAAAAGCCUGUGAACGACCAUAAUUAUGGGAGAAAUCACCGAAUAAAGCUGCAAGGAACGCGAAAGCUGAAUUGUUCAACCACAAUACAAGUACGGCAUAUCGAAAUAUUCGACGACUUUGAACUGUCGGGUAAUUUUUCCUCCCCCAACAGCAUCCGAAUGACAGAAGAAAAAAAUCUGGAAGGCCUAAAAAAACUAGCAUCAAAUGAGGCGAUAAACACAUCCUCGCUGCACUACAGUACAUCAAACUACCUCUGGGCAAAGAGCAUUCUGGGCAUCUCGUUGGUGAAGGAAAAUGCGUCUGUAAACCAGAUAAUCGACAAAAGAAUAGUGCAACGAAUUUACUAACUCGCCAAGAAAAAUGUCACUAGGGUUAAAGAAGUGAAACGCUGUCUUGAAGGAUUCGUGGUGAAGGAAUUAUCUUCAAAAUCACAUUGUAAGAGCUGUUGCGACUUGGAAGUACUGCAAUAACGAUGACCAAGAGUCCCUUCUUCGAAAAACGAUCAACGAUGAGUUGGAAACAAUCAUCGCCAACUACCAAAUUCUUCCUCCGAACCCAAGAAGGCGACCCGAACUACUUUGGUGACACCGUACCUACGAGCGAUAAUUUCCUUUUUGUUCAUCAGGAAGCAUGGCAAGGAAAGCUUUUGCUCAGAUAUGGAAGUGACCUCUCCCUACUUGACGCGACGUACAAAACAACAAAAUAUGCCAUGCCGUUAUUCUUCCUAUGUGUAAAUGCACCAACGACUAACGUUGGCUAUAAGGUGGUUGCUGAAUUUAUGUGUCAACACGAGGAUAAAAUUUCUGUAUCCAAAGCCUUGGGGAUCUUGCGAGGAUGGAACCCGGACUGGAGUCCAAAAUACUUCAUGGUGGAUUUUUUCAGCGGCUGAAAUAGGGGCGAUUGAAACAUACUUUCCUGGCGUUGUUGCAUAUAUAUCUGAUUUCCACCGUCAGCAAGCAAUCCAGCGUUGGGCCAUGGCCGGUAAAAACGGCCUAGAUCAGAGCGAGCAGGAGUUCUUCCAGUCAGCUACAUGUAUGACAGGAGUUGGUAGUGCUUCAACAGAAACGCAGUACAACGAUUUUAUAUUAUCCAAGCUUCGCCAAUCAGCACUCUACAAAACAAAAGAAAACGCGAGAAGCUAUGUGGAAACAACGCGGACCCCUUGUUAGUUUCGCUGGUGUCGUACAGUCCGAAAAUCGCAAGCAUCAAUAAACAUCGUGAACACGAAUAAUGGAGUUGAAUCUUUGAACAGACUAUUUAAGUACAACUACUUACCCACAUCUAUCGACAAAUCACUUAAUUGUUGUCAUGAUUGUAACUUCCUUUUUGUCGGAUCAUACCAAACCUACCUAAUAAUGAGUAUAUAAGUGUUCCAGACUACCUACAAAAGCGUCCACCUAACUUCGUUAAACAAUGCAUCAAAAAUAAAGUUGCUGCCGAAGAGAUUUAGGAAAAUGACAUUACUUGUUUAAACAAUCACCAAAGGAAAUUUCAAGUCAAAAGUUCCAGAAACAAGAAACUAAGUUACCUGGUCCAAUUUUUAGUUCGGAGCUACACAUCCUGCACACAAUUUUAUAAUGUAUAAAACGGUUUGGUAGCAGAAACAGUCCAGGUCCUGAAUAAGAUGGAUGGGGGCACAUUGCAUGUUAAAACGUAGAUCUUUUUGUAAAUCUGGGCGUGCCAUGUAUGGUAUUUAACUGAUGAAGAUCGUCAACAAAGGAAAGUGAAAAAAUGCCCUCAAAUUACAUAUUCACAGACUCUUUCUCAUUUAUUAAGCAUGCAUCUACAGUAAUUUUUGUACGGCUUUGCCAGCUUAAGUUAGGGGACUCCACCGGAAGUUCUUUUGAUAGUAUCUUACAUGUAGUAUUAUGAAAAAUAACUAUGAACGUCAUGUAGUAACGAUGAAACGUAAGAAAAAAUGUAAACUAUACUUAAGGUGGCAAAGUCGUAUAGAAAUGACUGUAGGGCUUUAAACCGGGGCCUGGGGCAUUUCACCGAGUGUAAUGUUUGUUUUGCAAAACUCCAGUAGCAGGGGGGGAGGACGUAUGAAUAUGGUAACACUUUAGCUAUCAUGAUGCUGCAAUAUUAUUUAACAAUAUAAAAGUUCAACAUUACCUGACCAAACUAUUUAUACUGCAGCUUCCCACAUCAUGCCAUCAUUGCCAUGUGACAUUAAAUGUAAAGUUAUAAAUUUGACACUCAUGUUAAUAUUAAGGUUGCAGGACACCCUUUUUGGCGUUUUGCGGAAAAUCGCUACUGCGCGCUCAAAUUCAGUCCGAUUUUCAUCAAAUUUUUACCAAAUGUUCGCCAGUGCAUGCAAAAUAUGGUAAAGUUAUAAAAUUAACAAACAAUAAAAUCUCGAAUAAAAUAAUGUAAGAAUUAUUCAGGAAAAUCGUAAAUCGCGGUACCGUUACGCUUUUGAGUUGUGCUCCUGCUGGUUUUAAGUUAUAUUUAUGAAAAUAUCAUUUUUAAACAGUAAAAUAGUUGUUCUAAAAAAUUGUGUUCGGAAUUUUCUGUUUAUUUCGUCAUUCCGCUGAUAUGGCGAUUUCUUUGACGACUGCAAUAUAUUUCUGAAUUGUUUGAGUGAAUUGCUCUUUAUUAUUAAAAUAUCCAAAAUUAGGACAAAGCCGAACACUAUUUUGAAACUGACGUCUUUAGCUAUGUCCUGUGAAAAUUUGAGAGAAAUUCGUUAAAACCCGCAGGAGCACAACUCGUUUGAAAAUCAGUAAUUGCCGUAAAAUUCUUCGGGAGAAAAUUGAAUUUGAAUAUUACAUUUUCAAUGUUUUCUUAUUGCAGCGAAAUGUAUUUUAUUAAAUAACUCUGCGAGUUUUCAACAUUUUUCGUUCAAACUUGGUCAGGUAGUAGAACUAGUCUAAUGCUUUCAUAGAGACCAAUACAAAAAUUUUAGGCAAAAUUAACACUCAAAGGUGUUCUGUAACCUUAAAUAUACCAAAUCUCAACUGUGUGUUCUUCAUUUUAAAUCCAAAUGAACAGAGGUAAAAAAAGCUUGAAGCCUGAAGAAGAGUUCAGCUCGGGAAUGAAGACCUUUAAAAUUAUUCUCGAACAAAUCUCGAUGUAUUGUGUAUUUCACGAUUCAAACGAUAUCGACUUAUGGUAAUACAUGUUACGAUGUUACGAUGAGAUUACGAGUAAAUGAGAACAACCGGAUGCCGAGUGUAUUGACGUCACCCACAACGAACGCCCUUGAGGUGGUCAAUUCCCACUUCGCCUGGAAAGUGAGAAUGACAAAAAAUGUGUCACGCGACUUUACACUGUAAUGUAUUCUAUUUAAGCUAAAUAAUAAUUAGAACACUCAUCUAACCUUCUAUUUUGUCACCUGUAAGGCUGUAACAAUGUGUGACUGCCAACUCUCUUCAACUCUUGUCAACUUUUAUCCUCGUUUCACCGGGGAUGUUUAAUGGACCUAUUCCCUAAUGAACAAAAUUUUGAUCUAGACAAGUCUAGACAAAUAUUUCACCACAGCUUGAAAGAGCAUCACAAAAUUAGUAAUAUUCUGAAGUUUCGUUGCGAAAUGUUGUAAAAUGCGGAUAAUAUAUAGCCCAGUGAAGUUUGCCGUUUUUCAGUCAUUUUGUAUUACGCACGGGAAAUUGAUACCGCUUUCUGAAAAAAGGUAUCAAUUUCCCGUGCGUAAUACAAAAUGACUGAAAAACGGCAAACUUCGCAGGGCUAUAUUAUCCGCAUUUUACAACAUUUCGCAACGAAACUUUUUGUCUAGACUUGCCUAGAUCAAAAUUUUGUUCAUUAGGGAAUAGGUCCAUUAAACUACGCGGUUGUGGUCUGCACCAUUCGGUUGGGUGAUUGAAAGCUCGUAUGUAUAUAGUGCUACGUGCUUUAAAAUUACAAUACCUAUACUGUUGGGCAAUGUUAAUCCCACCAUAGUUUUAUAAUUUUUGGAGGGUUUGAAUCCAUUCAUACUUCGUUUAGUGUUCAUUCACUCAGAUAAUAAAAUGAUUUGCCUUUCAAUAGUCCGGAUAUUCGGUAAGCCCCAGUGCUCGGCAGCAUUUUCACUUUUAGUUUAAGUAUUCAACAAUUAUCAGGCUUUCUUCAUGCCAUCCAACUUUUCUUCUACUUUCCAGCUUUUCAUGUGUUUUUUUUUUAAAUAUUGCUUGAUUUUCCUACGAUUUUUUUCAUAUUCGACGUUAUGACGUCACCCUAUGAAUAUCUGGAGAGCUAUAUAUUGAGUAGUUCGCUAGCAGCCCGAAAUUUUGUUCAAAGGAAAACCUUAAUUUUCCGUUUCAAAUUUUCGGGUGGGGGCUGCGAGCAGGCUAUAUGUUGAGUCAAUAUGACUAUUUCAUACUUGACCCUUUGCCAAUCAGAAACCAUGUUUCUAAAUUAAUAAUAAUUUGGAUAAUCCUUCUUUGAAAUAGAGGUUUGAUUGUGGUUUAAAUGUUUCAUAGAAGAUGCAGUACGGAAGAAACCUCCAGUCCGGGGUGAUGGUAGUUCGGUGUUGGUAAUUUUGAAAGAUAAAGCAAAUGAAGAAGGCUUAACUGAAGAACAAGUCACUCGACUUGUCCAAGUUGGCACAAGCAAAAAGUUUAGUAAGUACAAUUUUGUUUCCAAUCUUGGUGCACGAAGUAUUGAUGUGACGUAAACGCAAGCCCGGAACUUGCAGUGACGUAAACGCAAGCCUGGAAUUUCCCUCAAACCUCGCCACGGCAAUGCCAAUGGCAUAAAAAAUACGUUAGAGCCACAGUGAUAGGGUGCUGCGGCUCUCCACGGCAAAUAUAUAAACAAUCUACAACAGUUCUACAACUCUCAAUCACGAUCUCAUCAAAUCAAAUCUUAAGUCAAUCUCCAGUCAUUCUCAAUUCAUUAUUAUUAUUAUUUUCUAAAAUUUCACAUUAAGUAGUUAAACACUAAAUUAUAAUGCGAAUUACAGUUAAAAAUGAGAAUAUAUAUCCUAUACACUACUCUAUUUACAGGAAUACUCUUAUUUCAAUCUAAAAACUAUUAAUUUAAAAACUAACUACUAUUAACUAUUAAGAAUUAUUUUAGCUAUUAUAUUGUUCGACUCCAUAGACAAUUGCACUGGUUUUAAAACGCUCAGUCCGACAGUAAAAAUUAUAAAUAAAUUAUAAGUUAAAGUUUAAAUUUAAACCUAAUAAAAUUCUGCCAACAUGUACAAUUUACAACCUUUUAUAUAAUAAGUUAGGCACCUCCUCUAAACCUACGGCGUUGACGCACGCAAUCAAAAGUUUCCGCGCUUGGCUGCCAAGGAGACGCGCGCUACAGUAUUAAAUUAACUAAAUUGUGCACACAACCAUCUAGUACAUGCAUACUUCUAUAUUAUAAAAAAAUUUAACUAUUUUGCGCUUUUAUUCAGCGUGACUUCCGCGACAGUCGCUAUCCUAAUUAUCUAUACGGCAUUUUGUUCUCGAACAACGGCAAUUGCCGCGAUAUAAUUCCAGCCCUGCUUAAAGGGAAGUUCUUUGUUUGCAAUGGACUAUUUGCAUUAUAGACUAAAUUUUGAUCUAGACAAAAAUUUCAUCACAGCUUGAAAGAGCAUCACAAAAUUAGUAAUAUGCCAAAGUUUCGUUGCGAAAUGUUGUAAAAUGCGAAUAAUAUAGCCAUGCGAAGUUUGCCGUUUUUCAAUCAUUUUGUAUUACAAACGGGAAAUUGACAGCCCAAUCGGGUGUUAGGGCAUCAAUUUCCCGUUUGUAAUACAAAAUGACUGAAAAUUGCAAAUUUCGCAAGGCUAUAUUAUCCGCAUUUUACAACAUUUCGCAACGAAACUGUGGGAUAUUACUAAUUUUGUGAUGCUCUUUCAAGCUGUGACGAAAUUUUUGUCUAGAUCAAAAUUUAGUCUAUAAUGCAAACGGUCCAUUACGCAAAUUUGGGAUUUCAGUUGACGGGCAGGUAUAACAAAAAACGGCUAUUUUAAUGUAUUGAUCGAGUUUAGAGACAGUUUAAGACUCAAAAGAUGAUUACCGCUCAGUUUUUCUUGCUACAACCAUUCUGAUAGGAGAAUAACCGUCCACAACUUGUAUGAUUGCCCGUCGUUUGGAUGAAAAAUCACGUGCUUGCAAACAAAGAAUAGCAAUAAAAAUUAAGUUUCUCCUAUUUAGAACUGUGAUUCAACCUAUUUACAGAUUUUCUUUAUCGUUCUUGGUAUAAAAUAUAUUACACUUCAUUUCAAACAAAAUCAUUAUACAUUCCGCCAUCUUGGAUAGGCAUAUCCAUCAUUGGAUAUGCAUGACGUCACAACCAGGGUAGCAUUAUUUUGUAUCCGCUGAGCAGUUCUCAGGCCAUUUUACCGAUAAAUCCUAUUUUUGCUGUUGCGUAUUCUAAAUUAAAGUACAAGUUAUGUAUAAGCUUUCCAGUAGUUUACACUGAUAUUAAUUUUAGUUUCAAAAUUUCUACCCUGGUUGUGACGUUAUUUAAUUAGAUCUCAUUAUAAAAUAAGAUGGUGGAUGGCAGGAUCAGAUGUUUUGGUUUCAAACAUCUCAAAAAUGUAGAUUUAGUUUUAGAGAAUUGGUAAAAAGUUGUUGUUGUUGUUUUGUUGCCAUUUUCAUUUAAAUGCUAUCCAUGCCAACCAUGUUGCCCAAUACUCCGGUGCCUUUCCAGUUUCCAAGAAAGAAUGGCUUCAUAAUGACGUUGUCGAUAUUUCAUUCUAGCUGAUGCAGUUGUGAAUCAGAUUAUCAAAUGUUUAAUUCCAAGAGACGAUGUUACAGCAGAUUGUGUUGUCGAUCUUAUUUCAAAGAUGUGCGCUAAUAAGAUCAAUGUUAACAUUCAGGUAAUCACCUACCAAAUAUACGGUGUUUUAGGGUGUCCACGUGCCUUGUAAAUCCGGGAAAGUUCUGGAAUAUGAAAAAUUAAAUCCAGGCCUUGGCAAUUAUGUUCCCAACACCAUGCCUGAAGAUUUUAUUUUUGUGGAGCCAAUCUUCGAAUAGAGCAAUUAAGGCUAUGCCAGUGCAGCCAGGUGCAGGGUUAGACAAGUUUAACCAAUAACUCUAGGUUAAGAUAGCAAGGCCCGUCGCCUUGACAUGAGUUUUGGAGUUAGCCUGUAACUCCAAAAUUCAUAAGUAAAAAAGUGCAUAUUUCAGUUGAAUUCGGAGCCAGCUCCUUAGACUAUCGAGGUAGCGUCACUCCAUGGCGCUCCCUAACCUGUGCAGCCAUGCCAAGCACUCACCUGGGCAGAACCCUAUAAUCCAAAUAAUACUACUGUAUAUCGUAGGUGUCAUUUCUGAAAUGGCUUAUUAUGGUUUAUGAAUGGAUCAAUGACAAGGAGAAAGUUCAUUGUUUAUAUGGCAUGAUAUUUCUCUUCUUGGACAAUGAUGCUCUGGUGAGUAUUUGUAAUCAAUAGUGCUUGAAAAACAGAAACUAUCACUGGGGUAAUGCAGUUGGCAGUGGCGGUACAAUAAGUACAGUAAGUCCCACCCCAAAGUUACUUACCUGUACGUCCGUGUCAGUCCCUCGAUAGAAUUCUAGGGCUACACCCAAGUCCCUGGUUUUCCAGGUUUUUAGAAAUAAUCCAGUUACAAUCUGUACAAUCAUGUAAUUUAUAAAUUUCUAUCUAGUGUCCUUACAUAUGUCAUCUUCUGUACUCCAUGACACGAAAAGAAGAUGGUGAGUUGUGAAUCGUCUUUUUCAGAAAUAUAUAAUCUUGACUGUUGUAAUUUGAUUCUGGGGGUUGAAAUUUAGACUUCCAACUAGUUACCAUGUAUGCUGGGAAUAAGAUCAGGUCACAAAAUUUGAUAUCAGAUCGCCCUAUCACUGGAAAAAAUAGUGAAAUUCAUACUACGGAAUUUGCGAUUGCAUCACUAAACCAUGGUAUAUCCAUACUAUUUCCAUACUAUAUCCAUACUAUGGAAAUUGCAAUUACCUGUAGUAUUAAAAUUGGAUUUCCAUACUAUUUUCAACUAACUUCCACACUAUUUCCAUAGUAAAAUGUAUAUGAAGACUUAUUGAUCAAUAAAUUGAGCUACGUACAGUAUGCAUUCGUGAAUUACGUAAUAAUUAUAUCAGAUAUAAGACAAAUUGUGAAACUGUCAGACUCUGUGUUCUAAUAUAAUCUCACUCGCCACGAUGUCUGUCAGACUCUGUUUUCUAAUAUAAUCUCACUCGCCACGAUGGCUACCUUUGCCAAAUAUCUGAUCCCCAGGUAAUAAAUUUGGUCGCAACUGGCAAUCUGGCGCCUUGUUAUUUCAACCCUGGAUUUGAUUACUUAUAUUCAGUGAUAAACUUAUUCAUAGUCUAGACUGAAUAUUCUGCUAAUAUAUGUUCUGUGUAGGAAUGGGAUUCGAAUUCAUUCCUGGGACUGAGCGAUUUUAAAUAUAUACAUGAAUGCAUGCAUGCUCCAAUUAUCUUUCAUGGGCAAAAUUUGUAUGAAAAUUACUCCUGACAUUCUGAAGUUUGAUUUUUUUCUUCACCCAGUGAAACCUUUCAGGUUAAGGAAGUUAUUGGAUCUUUUGGGGAAAGUGGUAAGUACUAUUUUAUAGAUGAACUAUGUCUAUAUUUAUUAUACAUUGUGGUCACUACGUGUCUUCUGCAGAUAAAUACAGAAAUCACGAACAGUGUUAUCUGUAGGUUGAGCCAAAGCAAACUUUUUGACAUUUAUAUUCUAUUUCUAUUUUUACAUGCAGGGCCAACAAGCGCAUUUGAUAGGUCUUUUGUCUUUGUAUAAAGUUCACGCGCCUCACGUGGUCUCGGUCAAUAUUCCGAAAAUUAAAAAGGUACAGUAAACAUGUAUGUCAAUAUGAUAGGUAUAGAAUCUAUGCAAUCUAUUUAUUCAUGAAUAUUUAUAGUCACCAGGAUAUAAAACACUUCAGCAAAAAAGUACUGCUUGAAAAGGAAGAGAAGAGACUGGGGAGCCGUGACGAGCAGACGUGUGCUUUUCUGCUCCGCUGUAUUUGUAUUAUUUGUAUUCGUUUGAUAAGAAAUAUGCCACCAAAAAAGAGAAAUAUUGCUACUGAGAAGACUGCUUCAAGAAUUGAAGACAAAUCUGAUGUUAUUGCAGAAGAUUCCCAUACAAGUGAUCAAAAUGAUGAAGUACGAAGUGAUCUUGAAUCGUUUCUUGAUAGACGCCUACAACAACAGACUAAAUCAAUUAACGAAAUGUUCGAAAAGUUUACAACUUCUACUAAAUCGGACUUGGAUGAUAUUAAAGCCAGUCAAGAAUUCAUUAGCUCUAAGUUUGAUGAGCUAGCUAAUUCAGUUGAUAUCUUGAAGGCUGAAAAUCAUGAGUUACGUUCACAAAACGAGUCGUUUAAGAAGAGAAUUGAUAACCUUGAGGGUUAUGUUACAACACUUGACGUCGAUUUGGAAAGCCUCAGAGAAUAUACUCGAAGAGAUAUGCUUGAAAUACAUGGAGUCCCAAUUUCGACUGGGGAAAAUACAAACGAAAUUAUUAUUGCAAUUGGACAAUUGUUAGGUGUGAACAUUAAAGAGUCGGAUAUUUCUAUAAGUCACCGACUAUCGGCAAGAGAAGGGUUCAUUGCUCCAAUAAUUGUCAAGUUCUCAAGACGAGAUAUUCGUAAUGCGAUGCUGAGUAAAAAAAGCAAUCUACGGAAUAAAUCCUCGCUUGAUUUGGGUUUGAAUGAAGAAGUCAAAAUUUAUUUAAAUGAAAGCCUGACACAAAGGGGUAGGUCACUGCUCCGAGCAGUGAGAGCAUUCAAGCGAGACUUUAACUUUAAAUUUGUUUGGACAGCUAAUGGAAAGGUAUUUUUAAGGAAAAAUAAUAGCCAGGAAUCUAGAGUUUAUUCAUUUUCCUCAAUUAAAGAAUUUGACGAAUUUAAACUGGACACUAGGAAUUAGUAUUUACCUACACCAGUUAUGUGACUUCUGUUGUGUGUCAAAUAAUUAGUUAACUUCGAUUCUUACUGCCGUGUAUUACCCUUUUAUAGUCUUAAUGAUGAAGAAUUUGAUCAUAUGAUUUAUGAAUUACAGAAUGGCCCUGUUAGUUACGAUGAAAACAGACUUUCAAAUUUGAUUUUUAAUCCGUUAAAUACUUCGUUUAAUAAGACUAUUGAUCAGUUUACAAUCGGUAGUGGUUUGGAUCCAGAUUGCAAUUACUAUUCAGGCGCUCACAACUGUGAUUACUAUACUGAGGAUGGGUUUAAUGCAAAAUUGCGUUCUCAAG
Messenger RNA from Paramuricea clavata, 17930 nucleotides. The record is from the annotation of a GenBank genome assembly. NCBI's taxonomy places the organism in Eukaryota, Metazoa, Cnidaria, Anthozoa, Malacalcyonacea, Plexauridae.